AUGGUAGUCUUCGUUGAUUUGGAAGAUGAUUCGGAACCUUCAAGGCAUAUUGGGCGGCGAUUGACACAUUCACCACAUGGAUUAAUGGGUUUCCAAAAACCCAUUUGGGGUGGCUUUGAGGGGGCGAACAAGGGGGCGAAGACUGCAGGCGGAUUGGUGUUGGAGGAUGAUGGAAGAGAGAAUCCAAAUAAAAAUGCGAUUACAGAGGCAUUGGGUUGUUAUCCUAUCAUAUCCGUCAUAGCAUCACAUAUCGACCUCAACACCCUCGAUGCACUCUCCCUCACAUGCCGCCAAAUCCGCGUCAACCUCCUCCAAUUUCGUUCCAAACUCCUCACAUCUACCCUCCACUGCGAUAAAGAGGAGGAAGAUCUCGAUCCUGAACAUGCAUUGCGCUAUCGAGCGCGAGCCACAGAUUACUAUUUUGAAGAAAGUGUACAAAAUCCAUAUGCGACUCAGAAAUUAGGGUUUUGCGCGAGAGAUCUGAACUGCACCAUUAAACCACCCGGCCCUGUUCUUCUACGUCAUCGCCAUCGCCGUAUCUGUAGAACAUGCUCGAAAGCUCCUCUUGCCUCCUUAGUCUCUACUGCCUCCUCACAUUGUUCCUCGUAUUCCCCCUCAAUUACACAUGACUAUACCCCUUCACUGUCCUCAGAAACCAUCAAAAUCUCUCUCUGUAGCUGUCCGACGGCCGUCUGGCUUUGCCAACCCUGUGGUCGCUCUUUACGUUCCCUCGAUCAAGAAUACGAAGGCAUCUGGAAAUGGCGCACGCGCUACCUCCCGUCCCUAGGCGGUCUCGGUGUCGGUAUUGGCGAAGGAAACCGCGGCGUCCCAUGCGGACGCGGAAGCUCCUGUUUAGCCGCCAUAGAAGUGGAACAGGAAACAGACUGUGACGCCGAAGAUGCCCGUGAAUUCGAGAAACACAGUCGAGCAGGCAGUCCGAGUUCCAGUCCGGCGGGUAGCAUAUUCAGAGGCGCAAGCCCGAAUAUAAGCGAGAGGAAUUUAAGUCUGGGACCAGGGUAUGCGAGGCAUGAAAUUGAGGGGAUUGGAGGGGUAAUGAAGAAGAAGAGGGUUAAGAUGGUGAGGGUAGGGGCUUGUGUGCCGGAAUUUGAGGAUGAAAAGGCAGAGGGGAGAUACUUGGUUAGGGAGAUGGAGGGAAGGGCUAGGAGUUGGUGUGGAUGGUGUCAUAGGGCUGUAAAGGGGGGUGAUGAUGUUAUUGAUUGA
This is a messenger RNA of Sclerotinia borealis F-4128, 1221 nucleotides long. The record is from the annotation of a GenBank genome assembly. NCBI's taxonomy places the organism in Eukaryota, Fungi, Ascomycota, Leotiomycetes, Helotiales, Sclerotiniaceae.